Molecule: messenger RNA, 1788 nt
Organism: Cyphellophora attinorum
Lineage: Eukaryota; Fungi; Ascomycota; Eurotiomycetes; Chaetothyriales; Cyphellophoraceae
Product: Alpha-glucosides permease MPH3
Exons: 3
Coding region: 1-1788 (595 amino acids)
Biological process (GO): carbohydrate transport; transmembrane transport
Cellular component (GO): membrane
Molecular function (GO): carbohydrate:proton symporter activity
Source: RefSeq, a predicted model, not a curated record
AUGUCGGUCAUCCACAUCGAGCAUCGAGGCGAAAGCCCAAACCGGGCGUCCUCAGAGAUAUCCAGCCAGUAUCACGCUGUCUCGACCAUGGACGAUAAAAGUCAUCGAUCUAUCACCAAGCAAAUCGAUAUCGAGACAGUAUCAUGUGUAGAGCUACCAGAGAGGCAGCCUGGUGCUACUGGAUUCCAACCCAGCCCCUACAUGUCUCAUGUGGCACCACCAAGACGAGUAUCCGACAAUGCUCGUGAAGGUAUUGCCAAGGAGCGCAAGAUGAGCUUCGCCAGUGGCUGCAGGAUGUACCCCCGAGCCAUACUCUGGUCCGUCGUUUUGUCAUUGACAAUCGUGAUGAUUGCAUAUGACAAGAUGAUGGUUGGAGGCUCUUUCGGCAAGGACGCUUUCGACAAGGAGUUCGGCGACCCAGUGCACCAAGAAGGCGAUCCACCAGACUACGAGCUAUCGGCAACCUGGCAGACCGCCUUGACGAGUUCGGCAACGAGCACAGAGACGCUUGCUUUACUCGCCAACGGCUACCUUACGGACAAGUUUGGGUACAAGAAGGUCGUCAUUGUCGCUCUCGCUGUGAUGAAUGUCGUCGGCUUCGCUUCCUUCUUUGCCACAACCCGGGAGAUACUGCUUGUCUCGCAGCUGUUGUCAGGAGUUCCGUGGGGUGUCUUCCAGACUCUUAGUGCCACGUACGCAGCUGAAGUCCUCCCGGUAGCGCUGCGAACCUACCUGCUGGCCAACGUCAACAUGUGCUGGCUCAUCGGACAAGUCAUUGCUACCGGUGUGCUCAACGCCUGUGCCGCUUUUGACAACCAAUGGCAGUGGCGCCUGCCGUUCGGCCUGCAAUGGGCAUGCGCAUGGUGGCUCGUCAGACAUGGUCGAGACCAAGAUGCACAUCGGGCUUUGGAGAAACUCACAGAGAAGGGUCGCUCGUCUCUUGACGUCGACCAAGUUGUGUCAGUCAUGAAGUAUACCGACCACAUCGAGAAACAGCUCAACGAUUCCACCACAACAACUUACGCCGACUGCUUCCGAGGCACAAAUCUUCGCCGCACCGAGAUUGCUUGUAUGGUUUGGAUCACGCAAGCCUUCUGUGGUGGCACGAUCAUGGGGUACGCGAACUACUUCUGGAUACAGGCCGGCUUUCCAGCUGAGAACUCUUCGAAGCUCACCACGGGUAUGUUUGGUCUCGGAAUUGUCGGCAAUAUGGCUGCAUGGUUUCUGCUCCGCCAAUUUGGCCGUCGCACGUUGUACCUCUGGGGCGAGACUGGCAUGAUCGCAUUGCUCCUGCUGGGCGGACUGGUGAGCGUCAUACCAAGCAUCAACCCGGAUGUCGUGUACUGGAUCCUCGGCUCGUUGUUGCUAGUCUUUACGCUUGUCUACAACUUGACGAUCGGUCCGACUUGCUACGUCCUUGUAGCUGAGAUCCCCUCAACGCGUCUCCGCGUCAAGACUGUCGUGCUCGCCCGCGUCGCGUACAAUAUUGCGUCGAUCAUCAACAAUGCCAUCAUUCCGCGCAUGCUCAAUCCUACGGCGUGGAAUCUGAAAGGAAACACGUGUUGGCCGCUGGCUGGAAUGGCCUUCUUGUGUCUAAUUUGGAUCUGGUAUAGACUGCCAGAGACAAAGGGCCUCACGUAUAUUGAGCUAGAUAUCCUCUUCGACAAGAAGGCUCCUACGCCUAAGUUCAGGCAAUUUCGCGUGAAUCUGGAGAAUAGAGGGUAUCUGAGUCUGAACAAGGUCGAGCAGAGCGGGAGUCGAUGGCACGGGUGGCAGGGGUACUCUUAA